Messenger RNA from Armigeres subalbatus, 1718 nucleotides. RefSeq names its product acetyl-CoA acetyltransferase, mitochondrial (gene Acat1). Bases 149 to 1660 code for a protein of 503 amino acids. Gene Ontology annotation, cellular component: mitochondrion. The record is from RefSeq and is a predicted model, not a curated record. NCBI's taxonomy places the organism in Eukaryota, Metazoa, Arthropoda, Insecta, Diptera, Culicidae. The transcript has 3 exons. Gene Ontology annotation, molecular function: acetyl-CoA C-acetyltransferase activity. Gene Ontology annotation, biological process: fatty acid beta-oxidation.
AUGAAUGUGCUUGUAUCACAUUUAACAUCCAUAUAAGCAAAUCUGCUGAUUUGUACCCGCACACGCACUGUUGUUGAGUGCCUCCCUCUAGAGCUACGUUUGAUAGAAUUUAAUUUAGUAAAAAUCAUUUAAAUUAUCUUUCUAAAAAAUGCUUUUCAAGGUGAAUCAGGCCAUAGCUCAAGGGGUUCGUCGUUAUUCGACGAAAAGGCAUGAUGUGGUCAUUGUGGCCGCUACCCGAACCCCAAUCGGCAGCUUCCAAAGCUCCCUGUCGUCUCUAUCGGCCAGCCAGUUGGGGGCUGUUGCCGUGCAAGGAGCUGUCAAACAGGCGGGUAUCGCCGGUAGUGAUGUUCAAGAGGUGUAUAUUGGCAACGUGAAUGCAGCUGGGCUGGGUCAGGCUCCAGCUCGACAGGCGGUAAUUUUUGCCGGACUGCCGAAGAGUACCAUUUGCACCACUGUGAACAAAGUGUGCUCAUCUGGAAUGAAAAGUGUUAUGCUCGGAGCCCAGACAUUGAUGCUGGGUCAGCAGGAAGUUGUGCUCGCCGGUGGUAUGGAGUCGAUGUCUAAUGUGCCAUAUUAUCUGAAGCGAGGUGCCACGGCGUACGGGGGAGUUCAACUUCAAGACGGUAUUGUUCUUGACGGAUUGACUGACGUGUACAAUAAAUUCCACAUGGGCAACUGCGCUGAGAACACGGCCAAGAAAAUGGGUAUCACCCGACAAGACCAGGAUGAAUUUGCCGUCAACAGUUACAAGCGAAGCGCCGCUGCAUGGGCAAAUAAAGCCUUUGAUGCCGAAAUCACUCCAGUUACAAUCCCCGGAAAGCGUGGUAAACCGGACGUCGUCGUGAAGGAGGAUGAAGAAUACAAACGAGUCAACUUUGACAAAUUCGGCCAACUAGCAACUGUUUUCCAGCGGGAGAAUGGAACCGUUACAGCUGGAAAUGCUUCAACACUCAACGAUGGAGCCUCAGCAGUAAUUCUGAUGACCGCGGAGGCCGCUGAGAAAUUCAAGUGCAAGCCACUAGCACGAAUUGUUGGGUUUGCUGAUGCCGAGACAGAUCCGAUCGAUUUCCCUAUCGCACCGGCCCUCGCUAUACCAAAACUGCUGCAGCAGACCGGAGUUCGCAAGGAAGAUGUGGCCAUGUGGGAAAUUAAUGAAGCAUUCUCGGUUGUUGUUGUUGCCAAUCAGCGUAAACUGGAUAUAGAUCCCGCCAAGAUAAAUAUACAUGGCGGCGCUGUUUCGCUUGGACAUCCCAUUGGAAUGUCUGGUGCCCGCUUGGUUACUCAUUUGGCUCAAUCAUUGAAGGCCGGCCAAAUCGGAUGUGCUUCUAUUUGCAACGGUGGAGGUGGUGCUUCUUCGAUCCUGAUUGAAAAACUAGACAAUCCUUCCACCCGUGAUCCGGAGUCUGGGCGAUGCAUACCAAGGCUAACUCUUUACUCCCACGAUCAUUGCUCGUUAUGUAAUGAUUUGGUAGAUGAACUGGAAGCUAAUUUUAGUGGACGCUACCAACUUGAGAAAGUGGACAUUACAAAAAAAGAGAACAACAAAUUUUUACGUUUGUAUCGGUACGACAUUCCCGUACUAUUUCUAAAUGGACAGUUCCUUUGCAUGCAUCGAUUGAAUAGCAAUUUAUUAGAACGUAAGUUGAGAGAAUUGGAGUAAAAAUAAAAUAAAAUUUUCAUAAAUACAUAGAAUAAAUGUAGGAGACCUAUACACUGAG